AUGACGGACACUGACAUAGACACAGCACUCAAGAGUCUAAAUCUGAUACCGGACAACCUGUUGCUACUGCCACCUGCGGUAAGCCACCUAAUUAAGAACCAGGACGAUAUAGAAGUCUUAAGAGAAACCUGUAACGGCAUUAAACUAAAUAAAUAUGACUUUGUUGCCUGUGUUGUAAAUGGAAGGCAAAAUGAAGCAGAUGAAGGAGGCAAUCACUGGUCUCUCUUGGUUACUAAAAAGCAAGAAAGUCAGAACCACAAGGAUAUCUCCUACCACUGGGACUCAGCGGGUGGUAUUAACACCUCUGAAGCAAAGCGCUUGGCUGCAAAAUUGAGCAAUUUCAUGUCCAACAGAAAUGACGAUGUCGGCAAUGGCAACAAAAGAAGUGACGAGGUUCAUCUUGUGAAUGUCCCGUGUCGACAGCAGAGCGGCGGAGUAGAGUGUGGUGCAUAUGCAGUACAUAACGCCGAACUAGAAGACCAACUCCAACGACGGUUUGUGGCGGCUGGAGACUAUGUGGUUAUAGUUGGUGGCACCAACAACACCAGCCCCGCGCACUACGCACAGGUGAUGGACCGCCUUCGUGAGCAGAGAGAAACACUAGCCAGAAUGCACAACAGUCGACAGUUCUACCUACACAGGCAGCAUCACAAGGAAACUGCAAUGAGGCUGCAGGACGUCACCAAGAUCCUGUGCGUCUUCAAAAUACAAGUGUCAGUGAAGUGCCUACGAGUGCAUCAGUGUCCGAGGUUGUAA
Macrosteles quadrilineatus (aster leafhopper) is the source of this 756-nucleotide messenger RNA. RefSeq lists its product as uncharacterized. Lineage: Eukaryota; Metazoa; Arthropoda; Insecta; Hemiptera; Cicadellidae. The record is from RefSeq and is a predicted model, not a curated record. The transcript has 3 exons. Gene Ontology annotation, biological process: proteolysis. Gene Ontology annotation, molecular function: cysteine-type peptidase activity; deNEDDylase activity. The coding region runs from base 1 to 756 and encodes 251 amino acids.